CUGUAGUGCGUAAUGUAAGAUGGCGUUCCGCGCGAUACAGGCAUAUCGAUUGUGUGUGUGGGGCGGCCGGCAUGGGUGAAGGCCGUCGGAUGCCACAUAAUUUUCGUAACGGCUCUUCGCAAGACUCAAAACUGUUCGGAUAGAUCGAACGAUGAGCACGACCGGGAGAUGAUGCCGGGCACGUCUCGCCAGCUGGAAACACUGAACGGUAGUAGAAAUCGAUUCUGAGUGGGAUAUUUUAAUGGAGGUCCACCAUGAGCCGAUUGAGAAAAACUAUCAGCUGCUUGAAGAGAUUGGCAAGGGUCAAUUUGCUAUUGUACGAAAAUGCAAGGAAGUGAAAACCGGGUCGCUGUAUGCCGCGAAAAUUAUGAGGAAAAGGCGGGUUGCCAGAGGUGUAGCUGCCGCAGACAUCGCAAGGGAGGCCGGUCUCUUAGCACGGCUGAGGCAUCCCAACAUCGUCUCCUUGUACAAGGUGAUAGACACAGGAACAACAGUGGUGCUGCUCCUGGAAUUGAUUUCCGGAGGUGAACUGUUUCAUUGGACGCCGUCCGGUGAAGCGGAGGCCGCGCAUGUGGUGCGUCAAGUUUUAAUGGCACUUAGUCACUUACACUCCCACCAAGUUGCUCAUCUGGAUAUUAAGCCUGAAAAUAUCUUACUGUCCUCGCCACCGCCGAUGCCCAACAUCAAGCUGAUAGACUUGGGUCUAUCGCAUCGCCUGGUGCCCGGCUCCGAGCACAGAGCGUUAUUCGGCACACCGGAGUUCGUGGCGCCGGAGAUCGUGAACUAUGAACCGCUGAGUCUGGGCACCGACCUCUGGGCGGUCGGUGUGUUGACGUAUAUUCUCCUGAGCGGCGCCUCGCCGUUUCUGGGCGAGGACAAGCAAGAGACUUACGCGAACGUCGCUGCAUGCCAAUACCAAUUCGACAAUGAAUACUUCAGCAAUGUGUCCGAGAUUGCCAAAGACUUCAUACGGUCCUUGUUGAUCAAGGAUCCGAAGGAGAGAGGAAAUGCUGAAUCGUGCCUUAAACAUCCUUGGAUUCUCACGGAAUCUGAAGCUCCUCAGGGUCUCGGUGGAGCGAUGAUCAGUGCUGUGAAGCGAGGCUGUGUUGAGGCUGUCUCUCAGUUAUUGUUGCAGGGUGCUCCGUUAAACGUGAAAGAUUCUAAAGAAGACACUCUUUUGCAUAUCGCCUGCGAGGCCGGCGACGAAGGAAUGACGACUCUACUAAUAGAGAGCGGAAUCGAUCUGGACACGCCGAAUAAACAAGGUCUCACGGCGCUACACGUGGCCGCUCGACACGGGCAUAUUAAUCUGGUUAGACACUUGUGCCUUGCUGGUUGCGACGUCGAUAAAACGAAUCGCGGGAUCAGGGCGGACGUCACCGCGAUCAAGUAUGGAUAUCCUGAUAUCGCCAACUUAUUAGAUAAGUUGCGAAACCCGAAUCAGCGCGAAAAUUACAUUCGUCAGCUGCAGCCGACGCACAGACCGAUAGAUCGGCUGCACAUACGACUGCUCGGGCACUGCGCCUCUGGGAAAUCGUCGUUAAUCAGUUCCCUAAAGUCCGGGAUAUUCAGCUUCGGCUUCUUCCGAAGGUCGAGGAGUCAGAAUUGUAGCGCGAAGAGAGAACCUAGUAUCGAGUUGGACGUGACGAGUAAGCACGGUUCUCUCAGUUUCGAGUACAGCGACAGUGAGUAUGAAGGUACACAGGGGGUAGAGUGGAGUCGUGGUAACGUAGGUGGCGAGUGCGUAUUCUGGGAGUUGUGCGGACGCGAGGAAUUCCUGGCGUCUUACCACUACGUGCUCACGUUCCAACAGCCGGCGGUGCAUCUUAUCACAGUUAGUUUGAGAGAGCCGCUCACCGUUCAACUUCAGCAAAUCAAAUUCUGGCUGCAGUUUAUCCUGGACCGCAUCAAUCCGAGUAACGUCGGAUUUGGCGGCAAAUGCAGCGACGUAAAAGUAAUUUUAGUCGGCACUUACGCGCCGGAACCUUUAGCCCCGAAUUCGAACGGCGGCAACUUACUCGCACCGCUCUUGCCAUUUCUGAAAGACUUUACGUCGAUUCUCGGGGAGGAGCCUCAAAUGGUAGCACUGGACGCGACUAAUCCCUCUAGUCCCGGCCUCAAACUCCUCAGAUCUUACUUAAAUAACGCGAGGAUGGAAUUUCUCGAGGAUGGACCGGAAGUUGCAGAAAGUAUUCUCCGACGUGACGCGCCGCGUGCUGCGGCUACGUACGUGCCCCUGGCGAAUCUUGAUAAACAGAGCGCCCUAGUGUGGACCGGUCUCGCCGAGGCGUGGAGGACGUACGUGCAAUCCCUGGAAGUGCCACCGUUGAUGCUCACGCAGGAGGAGUUUCUCAACGAAGUCCGGAGGAUCAACCCGUUGGUCUGCCUGGAACAUUGCAGGCAUCUCGGACUGCAGUUACAGAAUCUAGGAGAAUGCAUUUUACUGCCGGGUAACCUGAUAGUGCUCAGCCCCGAGUGGUUCUGGCAGGACGUGCUGAAUUGGCAGCUGAGUCCCGAUCAGAGAGGACGUCUGGGCGGCCGCACCACCGGCGUCUACACCCUGGAGGAUUUCCAGGCGCGAUGCCCUUGCCCCGCCGCCCAAGCGCUUCAAGCCUUGCAAGCGGUCAAUCUGUGCGUUCCGUGCGAGGUGGACGAAGAUGAAGUGGAGUACGAGAUACCGUGCUUGAACCUGGUGGAGCGUCUGCCCGGCCUGUGGGAGCCGUGGAAAGCGUGCUCCAACGCGUUACCUCACGCUGGCUUGCGCCUUUGCCCGGAGGAAGCGCCUUUGUACCACUUGACCGCGAUAUUCACGCAUUUACAGGCGCAACUGAGGAAGAUCACUCAGACGUGGGACCCGUCCAAUUCGGACCUGUACCAAUGGUGGCGCGGAUCGAAGCUCUGCGUCGGCCCGUGCGAGAGCAUCAUCACCUUCGAGGAAGAGGAGCACAGCUGCGUGGAGAUCCAGGUACGCGGGCCGCGCAGCUCCAGCACCCAGUGCUUCGCCCUUCUCAGCGUGAUCCUGGACGCGAUAGACACCACCAUCGAAUUGGUGGCGCCCGGCAUGCUGCUCGAGAAGCAUUGGCUGAGUCCCAGCCAGUUACGCGAGUACGACGAGGUGAUUCACUCUUGGGCGCCCGCCACAGUUAUAUCGGCUUUGAUCGACAAAGGCCUCGAGGAGGCGACCCUUAAGAACCCUUUGAACGACCGUCAGGAGACCGUGUGGGAGAUAGUGGGCUGCGGGCUACCGUUGAUGGAGAAUUACGUGCCAGGCCCGAAGCAGCCGGUCAAGUACAUAAAGCCCGCUGUGCAGAGACGACUCGCGCAGAUGUUGGACCCGCCCGACCAUCAUGGCAGAGACUGGUGUCUGCUCGCCGUGAGACUCGGCUUGGGCGAUCGCGUCGCCCAAUUGGACAGCACAGUGGACAGCCCGACGUUGAGAUUGCUGAACUGCGCGGGUGCGGAGUGCACCGUCGGCUCGCUGGUGCAACAGCUACGGGCGCUCGAUCGCGAGGACGCCGUGCACCUGUUGCUCACAUACACACCGACUUACGUGCUGUUAAUGUCCGUCGACUCCGAGACAGGGUCUAAUCUCUCCAGAUGACGAUGCUGCUCCUAUCAGUGGCGCAUCAGCACCUUUUAGGUUUCCUCUCCGGUGUCGUGCACGGCGUAUACGCGUGCGCGCGUCUUUGAUGAAUUCGUAGCAUCGUCUCUAUUUCCGCCCAGUAAAAGAUCGUACGUUAAUUUUAAGUAUAUGUAUAUCGUGGUACGUAACUUAACUUUUCGCGAUCAAUCGCGCUGCACUUAGGACCCGAGCGACAUGGAAGGAGCCAGCGACUUCUUUUUCAAGCGGUUUCGUGUCUUUCCUUUGUUCUCUUGAUUCGUCUCUUAUAUCGUACUUAUUAGCCCACGAGGCAUUUGUUGAGGUAUACACCCAUAUAUAUCGCGUUCGUCGGUUGAUCACCGUAAAGGAAAAAAAUUGGUAUCUCUCGUUGAUGCUUCUCGACCUGCGUUGGUUAUUAUUAUUAUUAUUAUUAUUAUCAUUAUAUAUUACGAGUUUUCGCGUUUACUGUACGUUUUCCCCGUUUUACUUCUUAAUCGUUCCGUUGACAGUCGAUGCCGCGGGCGCCACUCGCGCGUAUUGCACUGUAUUGUUUGUUACUCGUGCGCGGUUUGCGUUCCCCCUCGUUAUUACGAAGCUGUUGUGCCAGGGAAAGUGAUGCAUUUACACAUUACGAUGCGAUACGAUCGUAUUUGAUAUCGAUAUAUUGUUUCGAGCGCUUUUCUUGAUAUGCAUAUAUACAUGUACUACAUCUUUGCCAAAACUCUAUGUCAAUAUGCACCGCUUUUUUCAAUACCGACGGUACUCUCACGGGGCAUGUGUGCGCGCACGGGGAGCGGAGCAACCAUCCGCACGGUCUGUUACUUUCGGAUAUAUCGUCUGCGUGUACGCACGAUGGCCGGCAAAUACGCGCAUUUCUACCGAAUUGUACUCGACGUCUUUACUGUGUGCCAUGUUCACAAGAGAUUACGACGGUAUUAUAUACGAUACUCGAGGACACUCCUUACCGUCGAGUGAAGAUUCGAUCUCCUUCUGAGACACCCGAAACAGUUAGACGACGUUACGUUCGUAUCGUCGGCACUUACGAAAGUCUGCUUACGGAUCCGUAUUCGUGAAACGAUCGAGAAACGAUCUUACACCGUACGCGUGUAUAACGAUUAAGUGUUUAAGAGUAAUAGUGAAAUCAUCCGCAUCGAAGAACAUCCGUAGCAUCAGUCAUUCGCGUAGCCUUUGUCCCUCUAUCUCGUCACGCACAGCAUCCCAUAGUAGCUUACACCGACAAGUUAUGUGUUACAAUCUGACAGACUGUUGUAAAGAAAUAAACCGGCAAAACGAUUAAAUAUAUCUUUCGCUAGA
Dinoponera quadriceps is the source of this 4915-nucleotide messenger RNA. RefSeq names its product death-associated protein kinase 1-like. Gene Ontology annotation, biological process: protein phosphorylation; intracellular signal transduction; positive regulation of apoptotic process. The record is from RefSeq and is a predicted model, not a curated record. Gene Ontology annotation, molecular function: protein serine/threonine kinase activity; protein binding; ATP binding. Gene Ontology annotation, cellular component: nucleus. NCBI's taxonomy places the organism in Eukaryota, Metazoa, Arthropoda, Insecta, Hymenoptera, Formicidae. Bases 242 to 3601 code for a protein of 1119 amino acids. The transcript has 20 exons.